Molecule: messenger RNA, 8407 nt
Organism: Osmia lignaria (orchard mason bee)
Lineage: Eukaryota; Metazoa; Arthropoda; Insecta; Hymenoptera; Megachilidae
Source: RefSeq, a predicted model, not a curated record
CCACCUGAUCACGUUGAAACGGCACAAGAACAAGUACACAAGAGCGAGUGGAUGGUUAAACCUCUAUAGAUGGAACGAAUUGGAUGACUGUGCGAAAUGAAAAGAAUUGUAUUGUCACGCGUCUGGAGAAAGAGCCGGAAUAUUAUUCGCUUUCGAACUUUCGAUCUCGUCGAAGCUUUCAUUGCGGGUGAAAAGUUAGAGGGACGAAUGUGGCCGGAUACGAGAUACGGAUCGGAUGGAAAUAAGGUGGUGAAAGAAUGAAUGAGAAUGGAAGGGAGGGAGGGAGAGAGAGAGUUGCUGGCCGAACCGGGAGAGCCGUCUGACCAAUGUCGAUCCUCUAUCACUAGCUUCGGGGCUGCCGGUGCCAACAGCUGUUUACCUCGACGUCGCUCGCUUGGAAAUUCAAUUCGAGCCGGUAAUAAAUUUGCAGGCUGUCUUCUAGGUUAGUCGGAAUUCUUCUCGAGAUUGAAAUCGCCACGACGAGACUUCCUGGCAUUUCACCCUCUUCUUAAUGCCUUUUCAAAUUUGAACACGCGCCAAUCAGUGAAUACGCGUUUAAUUACGACUUCUUUUAAUCAUUUUUCUCACCAUCGAUCAUUCCCCUUCUUUUUCUUCUUUUUUCUUUUUUUUUAGAACAAACUUAGAACGAACGUGACUAAUUUCAAUUCGAGCUAACGAGCUUUCUAAUUACGCAGAGUAUUCGUCUCUCCGCUGUUCGUACAAUUGUACGCGUAAAUUGAAGCGUUUUACGAGAAAAAUAAAGCUCUCGUCUGGGCUGUCGUCUAGUGGCUGGUGACGUCACGAAAAUGUUUUGCGUCAGGCUUUGUAUAAAUUCGCGAUACGAAUCGAUGCUAGGUGGCCCAGAUUUAUUCGAAUGUAAAUUUACGCCGAUUAAUCGUCGAUCUAAUAAUCAACGCGAUAAUCAAUACCGUGGUAAGAAAGUGAAAAUUUUCGAAAGAAAGCCAGACGAUUUCUUACGUUCGCGCGUAUAUCCGAACGAAUAAUUAAGUUAGCAAGCAGGUCGGCGAGUAAAUUUGAAUUUCUCGUAAAGGUAAAGGUUCGGUGGAGAGGAAAAUUUGCGAUUAACAUCGAGUUUCGCUUAUCUUUUUCCCAGUCGAUUCGUUCUCGUAACAGGAAUAUUUAUAGGUAGGUUAGAAUCGGGUCGAGGACAGGAUUUUCUUUUUCUAUCCGAGACCUGACGCGGAUGGAUGGAAUCGUGUGACACGAGAAGCAUGGUAAAAAAUCGUGUCGCGAUUCUAAUUUUAUUUAUUCCACAGGAUAAACCCGUUGCGUACAAAGUGUAUACCGUUCGAGGAAACCUGUAUAACAGGUGAAAACGUUUAGCAAAAAUAUUCCGUCUCGAAUUAUUUCCUUGUGAUUUAUCAUCGGCCAUCCUCGUUCUCGAGAAAGAUAACUCGAAAGAUACGGUGAGAAAAAGGCGUUUCGUCUCGGGAUCGUCUGUAAUACCGCAAUUCGGAACUGUCAUCUCUCCGAAACUCUCUCUUCCCUCUACUAAACGCCUAGUAGUUUGCAGCUAUCGCUCUUAGAAAACGCGUCCGUCUCGUUUACCUUUCGAGCGCUCUUCGUCCUUCCAAUAAUGAUCAACCCUUUUGCUAAAAAUCGCGGUUGAAUAUCGAUCGUUAUCCAGGUAUUAUCCAUUAGAGUUUGAGAGUCGAAGAUAUCGAAAGAUUCGUUCGACCGGAAGCGUUACAAGAUCUCGAAAGCGUCGAGUCGCGUGACGAUGUUUCACUUAUCUUCUUCCAACAAUCGAUUCGAUUAUGUAUAAGAGAAACCUUGUAGAAAUACGCGAGGUACGUAAAGAAACGUCCGUGCCGAAUCGAUCGCGACAGCUUCGGGUUUAAAAUAAUAACGACGGAUUCCUCUCGGUAGCGGAUGCUUCUAAUCGACACGUGUAACGCGUUUCAGCUGCCUUUUGCAAUUUCCCCUCGUCUCCCUUAUUCCUCAAUUUCCGUUUCCCUCGAUGGCUAUAAAAAGAAUCAUAUCGUUUCACCUAUUUCCAGCCAUUUGUCGGUGUAGAGAAACGAUUUCUGUGCGGAUUAAGUGCAAACUGGCCUGCCGUUUGAAAGAAGAGAAAGAAGGUUUCUCUUUGUCUGAGAAAGGGGAAAGAAGGAGAAAGUCGCGUAAACACCCUCGAGCAGAGCAGAGCAGAGCUCGAGAUGAAAAGGGAACGGUGGCGAGGCUUGAAAAUCGAGGAAGAAAAGCGUGUAUCGUUUCAAACGCGUCCCUUUGUUCUGUCGGGAAACAUUAUCUCGAUGGUCGAGGAGACAAUUACUCUUCCCCUCGUUUCUUUACAAUUAACGGAACGUAGAAAGGUGUCUUGGAUGCAUCCGCGGAAGGAAUUUAACGAGUUUACGAGAGAGAUCGAAGGAUGAAAUAGCGCUAAGGGAACGAGACGGCAAGUCGAACUGCAUGAAAAGUGCAUUAUUCAGGGUUCAUCAGGGCGAGUGUAGGUCGGUUCAUUUUACGCCAGGCCUCCGACAAUCUUGACCAUUUUUCGUUUAUUUAUUUGAUCGAACUAACGCGGAUCGCGGCUUCCGUUUUUUCUUUUUUUUUUCGCGAAGACAAAUAGGGGAGGAAAAGAGGAUGAGACGUGGGCAAGAGAGUUGUUGGCUGUCACAGAAAUUCACAGAAUAUUCACACACAGCGAGACUCUAACGAAUAAACGUACAACCACCACUUUCCCGUUGCCAUUCUCUAUGAUUCUACGCUGUUCGAUCGGAUAACGAGUUGCUUGUAAAACGGCAUUCGACCGGGGUCGCAACGGAUGGCCAGAAGUUGAAAGCGCACAACGAUAAGUACUUGGAAAGAAUUAAACGUGUAUGUCAAGUGUCGGUUGUCUCUCUGAACAAACGUGCUCGUAGUAGUUGUUUUCUUUCACGUAGAUUCUUUAUUUCCAUACCGUCAAAUUGACAGGCAUUGCCAAUGAGAGGAAUAAAAGAAUAAAAAAGAAAUUCCUAGUUGGUGAUUCGGGUUUAAAGAGUAAGAAUAAAUAUCCCGACAGUAGGUUUAUCCCUACCCUCGGGAGAAUCGAACAGCCCGGUGAACUUUAGAUUGAUAGAAGGAGAAGAAAUGGACGAGACGUGGGCAAGGGUUGUUGGGUGUUACAGAUGCGGAUUUCUGCUGCGGAAUGCGAUGGCCUGGUGACGCGACCGGCCUGUCGAACCGGUCGUCGACCUCCUCUAACGACCCCAAGAACCAGUACAAGAACCAGAACAAUAACCACUACACGUCGCACCGACACCUUCGCACCCACCUUCGCGGAACCUUGACGGUAAACGUGAGCGUGCUGUUGCUGAGUUUGGCUUCUCCGGACGAGUCCAGUUUGAAAUACGAGGUGGAGUUCUUGUUGCAACAACAGUGGUACGAUCCGCGAUUGCGGUACAGCAACCGAUCGCAAUACGAAUUCUUGAAUGCGAUUCAUCACUACGACGAUAUCUGGUUGCCGGACACGUACUUCAUAAUGCACGGGGACUUUAAGGAUCCGCUCAUACCUGUACAUUUCGCCCUACGGAUAUACCGGAACGGCACCGUCAACUACCUUAUGCGGCGUCACCUCAUCCUAUCCUGCCAGGGUAGACUCAAUAUCUUCCCCUUCGAUGACCCAUUGUGUUCAUUCGCGAUCGAGAGCAUAUCGUACGAACAAACGGCGAUCACGUACGUGUGGAAGAACGACGAGGGUACUUUGCGAAAAAGUCCAAGCCUGACAUCGCUGAACGCGUACCUAAUUAAAAACCAGACAAUCACCUGCCCGAUCAAAGUAAGCUGGCGAGGUAACUACAGCUGCCUGAAGGUGGAUCUGAUUUUCACACGAGAUCGUGCCUUCUAUUUCACGACGGUCUUCAUCCCGGGAAUUAUUCUGGUGACCAGCUCUUUCAUUACAUUCUGGCUCGAAUGGAACGCAGUGCCAGCGCGAGUAAUGAUCGGUGUGACAACGAUGCUCAACUUUUUCACCACGUCGAACGGUUUCCGGUCGACGCUGCCGGUCGUGUCGAACCUAACUGCCAUGAACGUGUGGGACGGCGUGUGCAUGUGCUUCAUUUACGCCAGCCUGCUAGAGUUUGUCUGCGUGAAUUACGUGGGUCGGAAACGGCCGAUGCACAACGUCGUCUAUCGUCCUGGAGAGAAUCCUGUCACCCAGAAGCGAGAGGGUGGUCCACCAACCGGAGCUACGACAGGACCGAACGAGAUCGUCACCUGUACCAACUGUGGACCCAACCCUUGCACCCACACCACCACCAACGGAUGCACCGCCGAGUUGAGAAAAAAGGAACCACCGCAUCCGAUAAGAGUAGCAAAGACGAUCGACGUGAUAGCGAGAAUUACCUUUCCGGUCGCCUAUUUCAUGUUCCUCACCUUUUUCUUCAUCCACUACAAAGGCAGCUCGUAGAUCGAAACCGGCAAACGAUCCCGUCUGUUCUUUGCGCGAUUACAUGGUUCCCGAAUUCGAAGGUUGGAAUCAGGAAUAUCCAGGGAAUAAAGGAAAUCUUUAUCGUGCGGUUGGAGAAGGAACUGAACCGGUGAUUCGAAAUUUACAAAGUGUGUCUGUCGAACUUUUUCCACGUAUGAAAAAAUUGAGAAAAUUGAGAAACGAUAUGGAAAUCGAAGGGAAGUGGUUAAAGAAAAGGGCAGAUUCUUUGGCUUCGAUGAAAGAAGGGAGUAAAUUAUGGACUCGGUGGAUUCGCUUCUUCUUCGUCAUUUCUCACAUGUGAUAAUUCUUGAAAAAGCACCGUUUGUCCGAAGGGAGCAAAGGGACGCGCAAACAGGAUACGGGCACGUUCGUUCCUUUACCGUUUUCUUUUUUUUUUUUUUUUUCUUCUAACGAAUUAAUCACGUCGCUGAUUCGAGGAUGCUUCUAAGAAAAAAAAAAAAAUUAUGCUAGCUGAACAAAUCAAAUUUAUCUACUUAAGAAACGUUACCACUUGUAAUCUCAACUAUACAAGUUAGAGAAGGUCGAUAUACAAGUGUCGUCCAUGAAAUCGCUAACUCGUGAUUCCGCCUUCUACUUAACGAUCGACCUUUUAUUUCCGUGUCUUGCCGAUUUACUGUGUAAUCGAGGCAAAAUCAACGUGAUCGCAACUUAUGUAUAACUCUAUAUUCGUAGACCUUUGAAAGAACGAAAUAAAGACGUUCGCUUUCAACCGAGGGAGCAGGGCUGCAAAAGCAUACAAUUCCGCUGUACAAAAUGAAACAAAUAUAAAUAUAUGCGUAUACAUAUGUACGUAUAUCUCGACGUAUAUACAUAAUGUGUAUACGCAUAUAAAUUUGGUUAAUCAAUCGUCGUUUCAUCGAAGCUUUUCGAUAGACAUUUCUCGUUACGCGUACAAUCAGAAUCGAAAGUAAACCCAUAAGCUUGGUAAAUUCAGAAUUAUACUCGCUUUCGACUCUAACUUGUACGUAAGACAAUUACGUACAUGCGCGGCUAUCGUUCAAAGAUCUUAGGAGAACCGUCAACUUUGAAAGUACGAGAACUAAUUUCACUAGAAAAUGAUAAAAAUAUCCUAAGACUUUCGAACGGCAGCAACGUGUAUCCUUUUCGAUCGUUCGAGAUAGCUUUCGCGUUGAUAGUUGAAAAAAAAAAAGGCAAAAACAAAGAAAACAAUUUCUAAUCUACCUGUAACGAUCGAUUGCCAGAAACGGAAGCAAAGGCAAAGGAAAAGGAACUUCUCGCUAGAUCAGACGCGAAUACUAGACGUGUAGGAAACAAGGAAACUCGAUCGAAUCGGAUCAGAUCUAAAUUAACGAGGAGACGGAAAGCACAGGGGGAACUUGAAACGUAUUACGGGUAAAGCUUGCGAUUUAGAUCUAACAAAGUGCCCAUAACUCGAUGGAGGAACGUAGAAAUAUCAAAAUGUCAGGUAAUAGAGAAGACGAUUUCAUUGAAACUUUGAAAGUAAAACAGGCAGAAAACAAUCGAGAACUGAUAUAUUCGACGUUUCUCCAAAUAGUCCGCGUACCUUUAGCAAUCUCGUAUCGCUACGAUACUCUCUCGACACUAUCGUUAUUAUCAUCGUUGUCAUCGUUAUUGAUCGCCACUAUUACCAAUCAUUACGUUCUCCUCAUUGUUACUGUUAUUCUUAUCGAUUAUUUAUUAUCAUUAUGAUUUCUAUUACUGUUACUAUCGUCAUUGUUAUCGCUACGAGAGAAUGAGAGAAAGAAUGAGAGAGAGAGUAAUUAUUAUUAUCACUAUUACUAAAUACCGCUGCUAUCGUACUACUAUGUCGUUAUUGCUAUUCGUAAGCAUUCAUUCUUAUUGUGAAUUAUCGGUGGGAUUACAGGAGAAAAAGUGGCCGAAAAACACCAAAGAAAAAGAAAGUUAAAACACGAUAAAACGAUUUUUAUCGAUCGAGCCACUUAACUCUUCAGCAAUAUUUAAUCGCAGACCAAAAUGUUACACAGUUCGAUCGCGUUUUACGACAAUUACGUAACUCGAUCGUCGGAGUAAACGUUCUCUUCGAGCAAAACGAUCGAGAGGAUAAUGAAGUUUUACGAUUUCACCAAGCUCAAAGUUUAAACUCGCACGAGAACGAAAGAGUACGAUAUGUCUUAAAUUGUCUAGAGUAAUCAGAAAUCGAAUUUUCUAAUAAUUAUACCCGUUGCAGUCGCGGUAAUAAAACGUUGUCGAUGGUAAAAGAAUCGUUAUCGACAUCCUUGACGAUCGUCGUGAAAUUUACAGCGUCACUGCGUACGAUAUAAUCAUAUUAUACCCGCUAUCUUUAUUACGAUUAUUAAUUAGGAUCGUAGAUGAUAAUCGUACGAUCAUCGAGAAUAAGCUUCUCCUGUUAUGGCGCCGAGUUAUCUCUUCGUGAAUAACGCAUAAUCGACACAACGAAUAUUGCCGUAGAGCCAAGGAUCGUCUACAUUCUACAGGAAAGAAAAAGAGACAAAAACGUCUUCGUCGAAGACCGGAAGUCGAUGAUAAAGGGAACGAACGUUCUAUCUACCUACAUACUAAUAUGCCAUAUUUUAUACGCGUCACCGGCCGCGAAUGAACAAACAGUCGUUUAGUUGAUAGGGUGCGUCGAUAAAUAAAUUAAUUAACGUUUAAAUACGCCACGGACCAAGACACACGUAAUCCUAAAUCUUUAGCGUGAUGUAAUUAGUUGCACUUGCGCGGUGAUACUCUUACGCGAACGCGUCUUCGAUUCGCUCUUCGUUUUACUUUUCGUUAAAAUGUGUGUUAGAUUUUGUAAAGGAAAAAUAUACAAAUUUUACUAUACCGUUUUGUAUAUUUUUCGCUUUUAUGAUCAUCGACAUUCCUAGUAGAAAGACAAAGGACUAGCGCGUCGAACGGCACGAGUAGUAAUAGUCGUAAUUAAUGCGGCACACGAUGCAGAUCGCUGGCGCAUUGACCACGAUCACUUAAUUUCUCGCUUCAAGCUAAUUGCUCUUGAAACGUUUGACUUCUCUUUGCUUUUCUUAAGUGUUGUUAAUUGUUAUUAUUAAUUAAUUGUAUUAAGUUUGAAACACCGAUCACCGGUGACACCCAUACUAGUCAUGCUGUCAUUACUAGUCAACGUGUUAAGAAUAUUAAUUAUAUCUUUUUUAUGGUCGAAUCGCGAAACGAAGGGUGAAUCAAACGUCACGAGCUUGAUCGUCGAUUUUUUUAACGAUUCAGCAAAUUCAAUCGCAAACAUCGGAGCUUAAACAGCUUUUUACCAACGCGUUUCUAUUGUAGUCUGUCGCUUAACGCAUGAUUGAAAAAGAAUUUGACGCGUUCGCAGGUGUAAACAAUUAACACCUUUAUCGAUGGUGCCGAAGUUCAAAGAUUGCCGAAGUAAAAUAACGAUGCAAUUAAGAGAAAAAUGAACGACAUUUUCAAAGGCACAGAGGGUUCGAUUCGAAAAUCGUACAGUCGAAAAACACGUUCUCAUUUUUUGUACUUUGCAUCGAAAAUUCUCUUAGGCUGAUCAUCGUUGAAGAGCAAUCGGUUACAGCUGGCUUUUCGCACUGAUCGAAUUAAAUUCACGCGAAUUUGCACGGUUUUCCAUGUAAAUUAUACGUAUAAGCAUCGAGCUCGAUGUAAAACACAGUGUCUUUCAAUCUAUCGUUCCGUUCGAAAGAAACUCAAGGAACCAAAGAUACGUUUCUCGUUCGAAUUAAAACGUUACUGUUCGUUUUUGAUAAAACUCGCGUUGAUAUUUGUCGAUUUAAAUUAGCUUAUUCCUAUCUUCCGAGAUCGCAAUCGUGCAACACCUGUUCCGUUGAACGCGACGAAUUUCAUUACGCUUAUUCUUUCUCGUCUGAAAGGAAAGGAAACGAGGGGAACCUAGAACCAUUCAGAGUGCCAUUAAAGCAACAAUUUAGAAUUGUUCGAAGGGUAGUCGAAAAGUGCGUCUCUGAAUCGUCUCGAUAUCUUGAAAAAAAAAAAAAAAAAAAAAAAAAGAAA